Molecule: messenger RNA, 6915 nt
Organism: Spodoptera frugiperda (fall armyworm)
Lineage: Eukaryota; Metazoa; Arthropoda; Insecta; Lepidoptera; Noctuidae
Product: protein tramtrack, alpha isoform-like
Exons: 3
Coding region: 396-2039 (547 amino acids)
Biological process (GO): regulation of transcription by RNA polymerase II
Cellular component (GO): nucleus
Molecular function (GO): protein binding
Source: RefSeq, a predicted model, not a curated record
AUAUUCGAGUCGCGGAGCGAGUCGGUGUUCGUCGCGCGGGGUUGCGGGCUGCGGCCGUCAGUCGUCGGGUGAGCGGGGUGCGACGUAAACGCGGACUCGGACUAUGGCGGAAGGGCUGGUCCUCAUUCCCAUAAAAGGGUCGAGUUGAUUGUGGUGCAGAUACGUGUGGUUCCCUGCGCCCGACACAAAACUGCACUAAACACUAUGAAACAUACAAAUUGAAAAUGGCUUUUAAAAAGUAAACAUUAUCUAUUGUUGACGUUUUGUUGUAUUGUUCAUGGAACAAGAGAGAAUACUUAUGUAUACAUGAUUGAAUAGUUGUUGGUAAAAUUAUAUUUUAAGCCUCGACUGGCAGAAAUCAUAUCUUCCAAAGAAGAAUAUAUACAAAAGCAAAAAUGGCUACGCAGAGGUUUUGUUUGCGGUGGAACAACCACCAGUCUAAUAUGUUGUCUGUGUUCGAUCAGCUACUGCACGCUGAGACCUUCACCGAUGUUACACUUGCCGUCGACGGUCAGCUACUGAAGGCACACAAGAUGGUCCUGUCGGCCUGCAGUCCUUACUUCCAAGCUCUCUUCGUGAACCACCAGGAGAAACAUCCCAUUGUUAUAUUGAAGGACGUUCCGUAUUCGGACAUGAAGAGUUUACUCGAUUUCAUGUACAGGGGUGAAGUAAGCGUAGACCAGGAGCGACUGACGGCUUUCUUAAAAGUAGCCGAGAGCUUAAGAAUAAAAGGACUUACAGAAGUAAAUGAGGAGAAGUGCGAUAUUCCAGCUUUGACUAACUCGUUAAUACAGCAACAGUCGAAUGCGCACACACCUCCUCCUCAACUACACAGAAUACAUCCAUACAUGCAUCAGAAAAGGCCAGCAUCGGGUAUGCCAAGUGGAGGAGCACCUCCCAACUUAUUAAUGCCUUUAUUGGGUAAUGCGUUGAUGCAGCCUAAACGAAAACGAGGUCGGCCUAGAAAACUCAGUGGAAGUUCAAGUGAUGCUUUAAACACAGCCGCUAGUCCUCCCGGAGAGUUUGCCCCGGAGCCUGCCUCUCACGGAUCAUCGAACCGUCCAGGCGACCAACUGAUUAGAGGUUCUCCAGAGAUGUUGGAAGUUAAAAUGUCCAUGGAUAGCUUUAACACCGAAGACGGGGCUACGUCAGGGGGCGAAGAAGCAGGUGAAGCACUACUCAUUGACGAAGGUGACGACGCGCAAUCGACAGAGGCACCCACUGGCAAGGACUCCGAGUCUGCAGAUCCCGAUAAACCGCAAAAAGAAGAAAUACAACAAAACUUUACGACAAACGGGCCUGUGCUUUCCAUAGAGAACGGAUCGAUUAAACAAGAACCAGCCGCUGAACUAAACGACGGUUAUAAUGAACCAAUCGAAUAUAAAUAUAAUCCUGAUAGAAGCCGCGACAAUUCUAAUUCCCAAGACGGUCCUAUUAAAGACACAGAAGAUAAAAACAGACUAGGUCGUAACUUAAAGCCAAAGAAUAGUAAAAAAUUACUACCCCAAAUGUCCAAAAUUAGAGCUCGAAACUUGUUCAAUCAACUUUCCGGGUUAUCCAGUUUGAAUCCCGCGCUGAAUACGUUCGACAAAUUCCCACCAGACCCGGUUCUGAUGCCAGCUCUCGCCACACAGCUGUUUGCCGCUGAGUUAGAGCAAAAUAACCUCAACUUGGCUAACAACGAAGUAUCCGAUUUAGCACAGACCAACUGGGAACAUCGCAUAUUUCCCUCUCCUAUAAGGAAGGCCAAUAUGGGUAGCGUGGGCAACUACCACGAGGAAACAAACGAGUCUGUGAGAGAUUACUGCAUCAAGGAAGGGGAGAAUGUGUUCAGAUGUAAAAUAUGCGCGAGAGUCUAUACACAUAUAAGUAAUUUCUGUAGGCACUACGUUACUUCUCACAAGAAAGAUGUUAAAGUUUUCCCGUGUCCCAUCUGCUUCAAAGAGUUCACUCGAAAAGACAACAUGAUCGCUCAUCUCAAGAUCAUUCACAAAAAUCAGCCCAAUGCUAACGAGCAAAUGGCCAAGCAGGAGUCUUAGAGCCGCCGCCGGCAACACUCAGUAGUUCUCUUUGUCGCAGAUGUAUUGAGAUCUGAUUAGCCAGAGUAGACUUUAUUCAUGUUAUACGUUAUUUAACUUAAAAUUUGGAUUUUCAAUAGUUUAUAAAAUGUAGAUUGCGUAUUGAGUAAGCGUUCGAGCUCUAAGUUUCAUACUUGCAUACUGUAUGUCAAUAAGUUUGUUGAUAUUAAGCGACGCCAGUCGUUUGUUGUUAAUAUUUAUCUAUUUAUUUAUUGUUCCAUUUGUUUCUCAGAGUGCUAACUUCAAAGAGAUUUAUAAAAUUUUCUAUGAUUUACUUGUUAUUUUGCACUUAACUUGUUACUUAAUUUUAUUAGUUACAACAUUUUCAGGGUACAAAAUAACUACUCAUGGUGAUCGUAAAUUCGAAAGUAGUGUAAUUGUUUACGUGCUGAAUAUUAAAUGCAAUUCUCAUUGAACUGAAUUAGUUAGUUUAAGUUUAGUUAAUAUAUUUAUGAUUAAAGCAAUGGCAUGGUCUUUUUGUAAAUAGAGUCGUGUGCUAGGCGAUGCGUCUGUUUGUCUGUCGCAGACAGUUAGGUACCUGCGUAUCUCGAGAGGCUAAUAAAAAUGCCAAAUGGACUCUUUACAAAAAGAUUACAACAAGAUGCCAUUGCGUAAGUAGUAGCGGGAAAAUGCAUUUUCAUUUAACUUGCCUUAAUAGUGAUCUUAGUUGUAGAUGACGAUUUGACUUCUUCGAAGUAAAACUCAACACAGGCUAUGAUUUUAUUUUCUAGAAUUUGUUAAGAUUAAUUUAAAAUAGUUUAUCAAUGUUGAAAUAUUUGGUUGUAAAUGUUAUUGUACUAUUCAAAUAUCUACUUAUUUAAAUCGCUUAUAUACACAUAGUAAAUACAAUAAAACGUAUAGGAUAGUUGGCGCUACAGUAUCCAGGGCGAAGUAUUGUAGGACUUCUACAGGUUAAACGUUCAGUUCCUGAUUAUUCAACAGAGCCCCAAAUCAUUUAGAUAUUUUAAUAAAAGUUUUCAAUUCCUAACAUUAAAUAUAAUAGGAUUAUAUUACUUUGUUAAAUGAUCAAAUUAUUUACUCAUGUGAAAUAUCUAUUUGUCAAAGACAAUACAAGAAAUACUGUAGCUAAUGUAUAAAGGUUAUCACCGCGUACUGCGCCUGUUGUGGGCGCGCCUGCGACGCGGCCGUGCUGCCAACGGGAGCAGUCGCGGUGCCGUAACUGUAUCACAAACACAUCUACCUUAUUCAUAUUUGAGUUACUAUAAAGUAAAACAACUUAAAAACAAAUGUAACAUAUAUUAUAUAUUUUAAAGGUUGAUGUUUAAAUUGUAUAUAUUGAGAAGAUACAACAAGGCGUUGUUGUUGAAGUGAUCUUAGCAAGGUGCUUUGAAUGAAGUUUAUAUGUAACUGGAAUCAUGAGAUGAUUUGUAAAUUCUAUUUUAGUAGAAAACAAAAUGCCUUAAAUUUAAAGUAAGGAACGGUACUUAUAAAAUUAUUUACUUAGUUAAAUUUAGAGGCAAAAGUAGUCUUCCAUGUAAUUAUAGCGACACGUUUUCAUAUAUUUCAAUAAUAACGAGAAAAUUAAAUUGUUUUAAAUAAUAAUAUUGUAUAAAAAGAGUUUAGUAAGUAUGGGUAGUAGUCUACUUCAGUAGGGACGUGCGUGUGAGUACGUCGUCGACCCAAACACCAAAUUCUCCAAUACAAACGUAGGUCCAGGGAACGCUUGCCUAUUAGUGUGCCUUUACUUGUAUAUUCAUAAGUUAAUGUUUAUCGACUACUAGACGACUAAGAAAUUUCAAAAAUGUUAUGUAUUAUUUAUUUUCAUUAUUCAGAGUUUACAAUGUCUACUUUAAGAAGCUUCCUUAGGAAUUUAGAAACCUUUUAGGCCCAAGUAGUUAAUUAAAAGAUGUAAUUAAAAUUAAGAAUAUAUCAUCUCAUGUUUUCCAUUUUGUUUGGAAAUCGGAACAACUCGUGAAUGUUAUUUACAAAAUGAAUAAAAAAAUUCGUGUAAUUUUCGAGGCGUCGGGUCUUGAUAAUCAAUAUUAAGACUGCUAAAAUUCAUAAAAACGAAUUUAUUGUACCUACCUUUCAUAAAUCUUUAUACGAAAUUUACCUUGAACAUUGAUAGGUACUUAAAGAGGAAAUUUAGACUUAAUAAUGGUGAGGCUAUUAUUGAACGAGUAAACAAAUCACUUACAUUUAUGAUAGUCAAUUUAGCCAGUGCCUAAGCUUAACCCGUUCAUUUGUGUGUACCUAGUAACCUUACUUGGACUACAUUUUGUGUAAUACAUGUUAUAUGUAUCUUGUUUUCUUUACCUUUAUAUUACACUCGAAAACAUACGUUUCAAAGGAAAUUGUAUUUGAACUUAUAUUUAUUGUCAUCUCAAUAAUAAAUAAUUUUAUUAUUUGUUAAUGUUAUAUCAUAAUUGGUGCUAAAUUAUACUUAAGAAAAUGUCGCAUGUGAUGUGACAUAAAUGGAUUGUCCCUAAAUAUACAUAUUUAUAUAUUGUUUGUUGAUAUUGUUGUUUUAAAAAGCAUGUAUAUUAUAGUCGUUACAUUAUUUAUCCGUUGACAAAUUCUAUCACGGGACUCUAAAACAUUCACAAUUGUCUAUGCAAAUGAAAUGUUGUAAUAUUAGCAGUUCCAAAUGAAACAAAAUAAUAAGGAUAUAUUUACUCACAGAUUAUACGAAAACUUAAAGCAAUAUUUAUGGAAGUUAAUACAAGUACCUAAUUAUUGAAAGAUAGCUUACUCGUGUAUAAAGAUUUUCUGGGUUUUGAACGAUAUCAUAAUUUUCAUCUCAUAUAAAUUACUUCCGAAUAACUAGGUGUAUCAUAGAGUUUCAGUAUAAAUAUAUUUGCCUAGGGUUGUUUGAGGGAUUGGUGAAGAAGAUAUAAAUGUAGAGAAAUAUAUUUAUUUUUUUAAUCUACAGGGUUGUAUAACACACCUAAAGCGUGGUUAUACUUAUCGUGAUCUUGUUUACACUAUUAUUUAAUCGUUAUACCUGCGACCACAUAUGAACAAAUAGCCAAUGCCAAUUCGUCAAACAAAGUCAUGAUCGUUAAGUUGUUAACUUUCUCUCUCACAAAAGUUGUAUUAAACCUACCGAUAACGUUAAUUAUAUCUUUACUUAUAAAAUUCACACGACAAUUAAAAUAAUAUUCUAGAGUUUAGCCAAAUAUUAAGCAAAUCCAUAUUUUUUGUUAUUUGCACUUAGACAAUAGAGAAUGCAAAGAGUAAUGUUUAGAUAAAUUUAGAAUUGAAAGUUACACGACAUAGAAUAUUUGUUAAUAAAAACAAAAUACAAUGGUAUACAAUAAGGUGUUAAUUACUAUUUUUAGAAACUUUAAAGAAAAUAAUAAAAGUUACAGCAAAACAACCAAUAUUUUAAUGACACUUAUUAUUUUGUUUUGAUUUGUUAUUGUUAUUUUAUGUUCUCACCUGUUUUAUUUUGUUUAUUGUGAGGCGGCCGGGUCUGUCUGUGUACUGUGUACGACCUCGUGCCCAUGUAUGUAUGAACUUCUUGUUACAACAUUUGGCAACCACUGUGUAUGGUGACAUUUGAUGUGUUGUCUUGCCGUUUGAUAAAUACUUCAAUAAUUAGUGACAUGAUUCGAUUUAUGUUUCCAUGGUCUGUCACUCGUGAUGUACGCAGCAACGACGACGAACACUAACGACUACAACAUAUUUAAUUAUUUUUAUAUUUAAAUAGUAGCAAAGUAACAACACGGGUUAUUAGUAAAGAGUAGAUUAAAAGUUAAGUUAUUUAUAAUAUUAUAGACAUAAAUAGUGUUGUUGACGAAGGAGUGACAUUGGAACACUGUGUACAAUGUUACAGAGAGGACUGAGCAGGUACGUUAUCCUAUGGACGCUACUCUCACGUUUCGUAGAUGGUGUGGUUAGAGCUAGUUACGUUUAAUGCUUUCUAUGUUGCUCAAAUUGAUGCUCUGCAAUGAACAAAGUAUUGAUUUGUUGGUCCAGUACAAAUUGUUGCUUUUUAUUUUUAUUUAUACCAUACUCUUAGAUAUUUCUGAUGCAAUAUUAUCCAGAUAUUGAUUAAUGAGGCUAAUUACAUGUUCCUGAUAAUUUAUCCAAACAUGAUUGUAUCUCUCGGCUUAUUGUUUUCUGUAUGUCCGCAUACAAUAUAUUGGCAACUAUUUUAUGUCCUACAUAUAUUGUCGUGUGCAACGAACGAAGCGCACGGCGGCUAUGUUUAAUGUUACUUUUCAACUAUAAACCCACCUUAUGUGAUCUUAAGAACUAAGUUAACUGAAGUGUUAUUUUUAUAAUUAUGUACCUACUACUGAACUUGCCGAAAUAGUUCCAAAUGCAAACACUUGAGUCCUAUUAUGUCAUAGUGAAAUCUAUUCUUUUUUGUUAUUAUUUUUUAAUUUAUUAAUUUAUGGUUAUUUUAAAAUAGUUUAAGCAGUUUGAUUUUGCUACAAGUUCAUCUUUUAAUACAUCAGAUUUUCAUUGAACACAAUCACUGUUAUCUUUUGAAAAUUAUUUGCUUAGUGAGUUUUAAUUUAUAGGACUGAUGAUUCAAAUUUUGGUCAAUAUAUAUACACUUAGUACAUAUAUUCCAAAAUUGAUAUUAUUUCACUUUUUCUAGUUUUAAAUGUUUUAUUUUGAAUGCAUCUCAUGAACAAGUUUAUUCUAAAUUAUUUAUUUUGGAUUGUUUCUUCUAAGUACUCUUGGUACGACUCGUAUCACUCUAUGGUUUACUUCACAAGCUGGCAGCUACCUACUAUACGUUUUAUAAUCUAUCUCGUAAACUUGUUUAUGAAAUGGUUUCAUGAAUCGUGGUUUUCAUUUUAAUCAUGGUGUAAUAAAAUUUCGUCAUUCAAUUUGAACAAAUAAAGUUAAUAUAUUUUCA